CAAAUAGUUGCGUACUGUUUCAUCAUCGCGGCUUGCCAGCAGGGGGCGCAGCACACAACAUGGCGGCUUCCUUGUCGCUUGUUGUGCUCUACCCGAACGGCCACCGGCAGGUUUUCCACGUCAACUCAAACACCAGCAUAUUCCAGAUUCUGGAAGAUGCCUGCAAGAAGCAGCGACUGGACCCGGCGGAAUACGAUCUGUACCACCACGAGCGGCCGCUGUCGCACAGCCUGCCGGUGUCGUUCACCAACCUGCCCAACAAUGCCGAGCUGGAGCUGCGCGCCGCCACCACGGUCCAGCGGCGGACCGCCGCCGCCGCCAACGUGGACAUCUGCCUGCAGCUCGAGUCCGGCGAGCGGCUCAUGGCGCAGUUCCCGGCCUCGGCGUCGCUGCUCGACGUCGUCUCCCGCUGGCCCGACAAGAUUGAGGUCCAAGACACAGCCCAGAAAAUGGACUUGGUUUGUGUCUACAUGAGGAAAGAGAUUGUCGGCAUCGAGCAGCUACGCGAGACAACUUUGCAGAAUCUUGGUCUCACGAGUGGCAGGGCUGCCAUCAGGCUUCUGCACAGGCCCAAAGGCACCGUUGUGCAGCAGGCCCACGUGAGCCGGCAUUUCGCGGUGCCAUUCAAAAAGGAGGGGGACCCACCCGCAGCCCGGAGCGCGAGCCCGACCCGGACGACGCGGCCCACAUCGCCAAAGCAGGCUCGGCCCACAACGCCCUGUAGUGACAUGGCCACCUCGCCAACACAGCCGAGAUCAGCGUCACCACAGUCGCAGCGCGACCUGCGCUGCUGA
Molecule: messenger RNA, 794 nt
Organism: Dermacentor silvarum
Lineage: Eukaryota; Metazoa; Arthropoda; Arachnida; Ixodida; Ixodidae
Product: tether containing UBX domain for GLUT4-like
Exons: 7
Coding region: 60-794 (244 amino acids)
Source: RefSeq, a predicted model, not a curated record